Molecule: messenger RNA, 878 nt
Organism: Ziziphus jujuba (common jujube)
Lineage: Eukaryota; Viridiplantae; Streptophyta; Magnoliopsida; Rosales; Rhamnaceae
Product: late embryogenesis abundant protein At1g64065
Exons: 1
Coding region: 93-695 (200 amino acids)
Source: RefSeq, a predicted model, not a curated record
UUUAACUCAUCACCUUCAAACAAACACUUCCGCUAUAACAAAGUUAGAUAUCUUGAGCUUUUAAUUUCUUAGAAAUUAAAAAAAAAAAAAAAAUGGCUGACAAAGAAGCCGGUACAUUCAUGAAUGAGAAAGAGCUCAAACGCAAGAAGAGAAUCAAACUAGCAAUAUAUAUAGCUAUCUUUGUUGUAUUUCAGGUCAUUGUUAUCACAGCUUUCAGUCUCACCGUGUUGAAAGCUAAGACUCCCAAGUUCAGGCUGAGCGACGUCGAAAUCAAGACGCUAACCCGGAACGCCAGUUCAUCACCUUCCUUUGAAGUGGAUAUCACGACCAAAGUGAAGGUGAAGAACACGAAUUUCGGUGCUUAUAAAUAUGACAACUCCACGGUUGCCUUCAGUUACCAAGGUUCCUCCGUGGGUCAAGUCGCAAUUCAGAAAGGUAAGGCCGGUUGGUUGACCACAAAAAACAUUGAUGGCGUGGCAGUGAAAUUGAAUUAUCAGGCAUUAACGAACAUGACCGCAGCCAGUCAUCUCGACAGCGAGUUCAGCACCGGGGUUUUAACACUCAACGGCAAUGGGAAGAUGACUGGAAAAGUGGAGUUGAUAUGGAUAAUGAAGAAGAAAAAGUCGGCUGAGAUGAGUUGCACAAUCGCCAUUAAUGUGCAAUCCCAGACGAUCAAGUCUUUGGAAUGCAAAUAAAAGACUUAUAGUGUGGUUUUUGUUUUAGCUAAUUAUUUUUAUUGGUUUCUACGCUUUUGCUUAUUAGCUUGUGAAUUUUAAAUUUGUGUGGACUUUUUGUAUACAUAGAAGAAGCCGUCUCUUCAAUUCUGCUUAAUUUCUUUAUUCAUUUUAUCUUUAAUUAUAUUUUUUUCUGAUUAUAAA